AACCCCCCACCAGACCGUAUCAUGCGUCCCAUCCACAGUAGCGGCCCGGUCGAAGACAUUGAGAUCUCAGAUAUCCAAUGCGGUGGCUACGCAAAGGGGGGCAUGGUCGGAAGUAGACCGGCGAAUCUCACAGCUGGGCCUGUAGCAGCUGGUGAGAUCGUGAGAAUGUUCUGGGACUUGUGGCCUGAUAGUCAUGUCGGGCCGGCUCUAGAUUAUAUGGCGAGGUGUGCGAAUGAUGAUUGUAAAACUUUCAUGCCAGGUACCGAGUAGGUGAAAAUCCUUUCAAUGAGAAGCGCCAGAGAGUGGCAUGAGUUGGUAUAGAGAGGAGAGAAGAAGCUGAUUGUGUAUAGUGCUGUCUGGUUCAAGAUCAAGCACGCUGGAAGAGGAGGUACCUCGAACGUCUGGACAGAUGUUACUCCUUUGAUGAAGCCUGGUGGUGUUUACGAAUACACCAUCCCCCCUUGUCUUCAAGCAGGCUCAUAUCUCGUCCGUCACGGUAUGUGUUCCCAAAAGUUCCGUAUUUUCACUCUAGCGGAGAAGGUUGAGCCUCUUCCAGCCAGGCGCAAUCUCGCAUGCCUCUCUAAACUCGAAAGAAAAAAGUAACGCAUUCGUAGCACAGAAUAAGCACACUGACCGUGACCAUCUAUAGAACUUAUCGCUCUCUUCGGCGCAGAGAAAUACCCAGGCGCUCAAUUCUACCCUUCCUGCCACCAAAUCCAGGUCACCGGGGGAGGAAGUAGCACGGGACCCGCGAAAAGGUCAGCUUUCCGGGCGCGUACAAGCCUACGGACCCGGGAGUUGUCUUCAAACAACCUGAUGGUAUUCCCAGGGAAUACACGAUUCCAGGACCACCGGUGUUUUCGUGUGAUGGCACCUCCACAGAGGCGAAGCCAGCAACGACACCAGCAACGACACCAGCGACGAAGCCAGUGACGAAGCCAGUGACAAAUGCUACUGAGGAUGAUAGCUGUGAUGCCUAAGUGAGACUUUUAGGACAGAUGGGUUUAUAUACUUGUAGGGG
Messenger RNA from Hymenoscyphus albidus, 1021 nucleotides. NCBI's taxonomy places the organism in Eukaryota, Fungi, Ascomycota, Leotiomycetes, Helotiales, Helotiaceae. The record is from the annotation of a GenBank genome assembly.